Meloidogyne enterolobii is the source of this 571-nucleotide messenger RNA. The record is from the annotation of a GenBank genome assembly. NCBI's taxonomy places the organism in Eukaryota, Metazoa, Nematoda, Chromadorea, Rhabditida, Meloidogynidae.
UUGCUUUUCAUAAUUUUACCAUUUUAUAAAAAUGUCAAUUUUACUCAUAAUUUUUUGGGAACUUUUAAAACGGGUGUCCUUUGGCAUUGUGCUCAUUUUAUUCUCCUUUUACCGUACCCUUCUUUCCGUUCUCCUGUUUUAGGGCAGUUUGUUUUGACUUUAAUAUAAGUUUAGACGUAAAAUGAUUAUCUAUAUUCAACGUUUAAUUUUGACAAUUGACACCCGAGCGGGUAAAGGACUUCGCAGAGUUGCUAUAAAUGGACUUAAAGAUGUUGAUGGAAAGCCAGUAACUGAAGGACAGAGAAUUGGCAGUCAACACAGUGCUUGGGACACUUGGAUUUUAGAGGAAUGGAAGUCUAAUGUGUACUCUUCUGAGCUUCAAAAGCUUACACGGUAUAUUUUUGGGUACUUUGGGUUGCCCUUUCCACCGCUUCUCCACUUUAAUUGUUUUCAAGUUUUGGUAGUGACAUUGGGUUUUUACUACCUGUUCAGGGUACCUGGGUUAUAUGUUUUUUGUUCCCGAGGCUUCGAAAGAUCCUUCGAAAGAUCCUUGAAAACUGAUUCAAACUAG